AUGGCUUCGCCCAAGGUCCUGUCGCCAGCCUCACCUUCCGAGCUUCUUCACUACAUCAGGACCUAUCAGAUCUAUCCGACAACGCUCGUCAUCUGUUACUCCCAAGAGGAAUUCAUGCUUUCCCUCGUGGCAGACAUCAAGAGCCAGUUCACCCAAGAACAACUCCAAAACGCCGACGAAGACCCCCCUCAUCCUCUCUUCGCCAAACCAAUCUUCCAGCAAGUCAUCGCACGCCACAUUCGUGUUAUAUUCGUCCCAACCGUCACCCACCUCCGCGCCAACCUCUCAGUCUUCUCUCCUGCAGAUUCACCAACGCCAGCCCCCCCAAAUCUGCCCCCGCCGUCGGCUAAAGACAAACCGCCGUUGCUUCUCGUCUACGGCUUCAUGGACCUCCACAGGGACAGCAGUGAGUGGAGUGCCCAGGGUAUCAGUAACUCGGCUGCCAUCUUGGUGGAGGCAGCUCACCGCGCUGCUUUCAAGCCAAUCAUCGUCGAACCCAAAGGCGCUGGUCAACACCAAGAUUUCGAUUCUCUCUUGAGAGAGCCUGCGCCAAUACUGAGCGGAAGCUCAAAAAGGGACGAGGGCGGCUGGACCGGGAGGACAGUCGAGGUGAGACGCGUGCUUGGCAGAUGGUUUCGCUUUCAAGAGGGUCAGUGGGAUGUUGAGUGGCCAGAAAACAAGGAUUCUUCAUAG
Messenger RNA from Colletotrichum gloeosporioides, 693 nucleotides. RefSeq lists its product as uncharacterized. NCBI's taxonomy places the organism in Eukaryota, Fungi, Ascomycota, Sordariomycetes, Glomerellales, Glomerellaceae. The record is from RefSeq and is a predicted model, not a curated record. The coding region runs from base 1 to 693 and encodes 230 amino acids. The transcript has a single exon.